AUGCCAUCAAAUUGUCGGGAAACCGAUGCGUCUUGCUUGGAAAUGAUCAGAUCGAUUAUUCGAACACAUGCUGAUGAGAACUUCAAAUGGGUUGAGGUGAGGAUUUGCGUAAUUGCGGAGUGUCGUUAGAAGUUACAAAAAAACGAAUUCCAGGUUUUCGUGGAUUUCGAAAACGCACAACCAACCGAAGAAGAGAUGGAAAUCUAUCAAAUGGCUGAAAACGUUCUGAUCGAUAGUGAAAGAGUCCUCGAAGAUGUGUCAAGUUAUGGAGAUGGAGCGUACCCAGAAAGAUCACAAUUAAAAAAUGACAGCGAUAUUGAAGCACUCAAAGUGCUAAUGAAAACCAUGGAGCCUCUGGUUGCAAGAACCAUCGGAUACUAUGAACACGCAUCAAAAAUCGAGAGAAUCGUUCCAGUUCUUCUUUGGGAGCUUAGCUCAGGUCCACUACCUUUGGAAGAACAAUUGGCGAAUAAGCAAUCGAUUGCCAAGCAAUUCGCAAGAAUAAUUGGAUUCGUGUUGGAUUUUGAUGUGCAGAAAAUGGGUUCUUCAGAAAUCAUCAAUGAUUAUAGUUAUUUUCGGAGAGUCAAACAUAUUGUAUACCAGGAUUUUGAUCAUUCGGCGGUCGAGUUCCCACAAGUUCAGAUGUUUUUAUGCGAGCAGAAUCCGAUGUUGAGGGCUUUGUGUAAUGGAGUUGAUUCGUAUAUGCAUGCACAUUCGACGAUUCCGGUUCAUAAUACUACUGAUGUUUUUGUCACUAUUAUUAAGUGAGUUUUUCAGUUUGAUUCAUCGAACGUUAAAAACGUUAAAAACCAAGAAAAAAAGUGAUUCGCGAACGGUAUUUUUAUUCAUUUUUUCACCAUUUUCGUAACACAUUUUUAAGAACACUAAAUGCGUUUUAGCUUCACUUUAUUCAGUUAAGAAUGUGUUGAGAAAAUGAUAAAAAUACCGUUCGUGAAUCCCUUUUUGGUUUUUUUAAACGUUAACGUUAGAAAAACGUUAAAUUAACGUUAUUUAACGAUGAUUUAACGUUUCUUAACGUUGAAAAUACCACAAAUAAUAAUCGAUUUUCCAGCGUUUGCCGCUUCAUGUUAUCCAACGAGGAAUGUUUAUCUCGACUCACUGAAUCAUCAAAACAUCUAUGCUGCCGAGUUAUGACUGGAUUGGUUAUUUUAUACGACCAUGUUGAUCAAAAUGGAGCUUUUGUUCAAAAUUCACCGAUUGAUAUGAGAGAUGUUGUGAGGUUGAUCAAAGCGAAUAGUGCGCAGGAGAAGGUUAGUAACCUAUUAGAAAAAAAAACUUACCCUAACUCCAAACAAUUUAGGCUAAUUGUCUUCUCGCUGGCCUUCGCUUCACCACAAAACACUUCAACGAUCCAACAACACCAAAAUCGUUGCGUCAACUUAUUGCAACUCGUUGA
Molecule: messenger RNA, 1417 nt
Organism: Caenorhabditis angaria
Lineage: Eukaryota; Metazoa; Nematoda; Chromadorea; Rhabditida; Rhabditidae
Source: the annotation of a GenBank genome assembly